AUCAAGUUUUCAGAAUCGGACUACUUUGGCAACGUCUUGCAAACCCGCAAGUAUUUAGCACAAUCUGAUUUCUUCUGGCUAAGAAAAGCUGUUCCAAAAACAGAAUGGUUUACAAGCCCAACAACCGUCAAUGCCUUCUACAGUGCAUCUACCAACCAGAUCCGAUUUCCAGCAGGAGAACUCCAGAAGCCUUUCUUUUGGGGAACAGAAUAUCCUCGAUCUCUGAGUUAUGGUGCUAUAGGAGUAAUCGUUGGCCAUGAAUUUACACAUGGAUUUGAUAAUAAUGGUAGAAAAUACGAUAAAAAUGGAAAUCUGGAUCCUUGGUGGUCUGUGGACUCAGAAGAAAAGUUUAAGGAAAAAACAAAGUGCAUGAUUAACCAGUAUAGUAACUAUUAUUGGAAGAAAGCUGGCUUAAAUGUGAAGGGGAAGAGGACCCUGGGAGAAAAUAUUGCUGAUAAUGGGGGUCUGCGAGAAGCUUUUAGGGCUUACAGGAAAUGGGUAAACGACAGAAGGCAGGGUGUUGAGGAGCCACUCCUGCCAGGCAUAGCAUUCACCAACAACCAGCUCUUCUUCCUGAGUUAUGCUCAUGUGAGGUGCAAUUCCUACAGACCAGAAGCUGCCAGAGAACAAAUUCAAAUUGGUGCUCACAGCCCCCCUCAAUUUAGGGUCAAUGGUGCCAUUAGUAACUUUGAAGAAUUCCAGAAGGCUUUUAACUGUCCACCUAAUUCCACAAUGAACAGAGGCAUGGACUCCUGCAGACUUUGGUAGUUGAAGUGGUGGUUUCUUCAGUCCUGAGAGAGUUGCCCAGUAACGGCAGAGGUGGCACUAAACACUCAUUGACCACUGCUUUAGGCCUAUAUUCCCUUGAGGACUUUUAUUUUUAAUGCAUUUUCAUUAUUUGGGUAGAUGACCUGCUUGAUACCUGUUCAAAGUCAUAGGGCUUAAAAAGGGAAUACAAGAAAUGAACCAAGUAUGUUGCUUUGGAAAACCAAACCAACAAAAAUAAAUCCCUAGGCUACUUUUGUUAAAAUGCUCUCUGCUGAUGCUGCUAUUGUCCAUUUUAGUGUGUUAGCCACAGCAAAGUGGUACAUACCAUCUCAGUCUAUAGC
Castor canadensis (American beaver) is the source of this 1109-nucleotide messenger RNA. The record is from RefSeq and is a predicted model, not a curated record. Lineage: Eukaryota; Metazoa; Chordata; Mammalia; Rodentia; Castoridae.